UGAACAUAUAUGUUUUCUCCUGGACCUCUGAAUUACUAAGUUAUUUUUCCCACUUUUAAUAUCUGAAAUAAAAGGGUUGGGUAUUUGCAUGGGGUGUGAGAGAAAUCAAUGUUGAUUCUAUAUUUAAUAUUUUUACCUUUUAGCAGUUGAGAUUUUGAAUGGAACAUCAUAUUCCUUAUUGUAAAAGUAAGAUCAUAAUUAAAAAGCUAGAUGCAUUCAUUAGGCAGAGUUUCUUUAAACCUAAGUCUCUUCAUCUCAUCUUAAUCAUUAUAUUACAAAGUAGGCAUUUCUGUCUGCCUAGUGGCAUGUCUUGCAAAAGAAUGAGAGAGUUUUUGAAGGCAAGAAGAAGAAGGGGGCCAAUUAUCGGCUUUUGCUUCCCUGCCACCUGCCAGCGCUUUUCCUUUUAAUUAAUGAUCUGAUGUUACUGGUCAAUAUAAUAAGAAAUGCUUGUACAGUUGGGGUCAGAAAAUUCUGGCUUUGAUCUCCCUCAACUUUCUGAAACAUUUAUUUGUUUUCUCUAAAUUAUUUCAGUUUUAUUUUAAUCUUUUCUAUCCUGCUGAGGGCUGCAAGAAUGAAAACCUACACUGUUUGUCAUUUGCUUUGGCAGAGCAAAGACUGCUUACUUAGAAUUCUAUUUGUAAAUUAAACUGCAAACCCAGUUUGUCAUAAAAGACAUCUGAUCCUUUUGAAAUGACGAAAACUGUCUUUUGUCUGUAAAGGCUGAUAAAUUAAGUGCCAGUUCUCUUCUGGUCUUUGAUCUUGCGGAGGGUUGUGUGUGUGUGUGCGUGUGUCUGCAGCUUAUAAUGGGACAUAUUCUGUAUGUCACGUUAAAUAGUCUCCAAAAGUGCAUUAUUUUUGGCCUUCAUAUUCCUUAGUACAGGACAAAAAUGCAAACUAGUACUGUUUCUGUAUAUAUUUUAAUGGCUACUUAAAAAUAUCUUUAUAACAUAGUUCUAAGUUAAAAUAACUUCCUUUUUAAAAAAACAAAGCAUUUAUUCUUUAUAUGGAUAUUAAAAUUUGGGAAUAAAAAUGCCUUCAGAGCAUAUUUUUCUGUAAUAUUGAACUACUUUGAAAUCCAUUAUUAAGGAGUUUGAGAAAGUGAAUUUAAAAAUCCUAAACUCAAAAAUACACUAAUACCAGCCUUGAUUGUCCUUCUGUCUAAUGAUAGGAAAAAUAUGAUUUUAAAGUCAAAAUCAGAUUAUUUAUGCCCAUAAUACCGUAAAAUACUUGCUGACCUUGAGACAUAUUAAAAUUCAACUACCUUAUCUUACUGUAGUAAAACUUAUGCUAUGAAUGUACAAAUCUAAUCCUAGGCCAGUGAAAAAUUACAUCUUUUUAGCUCAUUAUAACUAGAUUACCUCAUUAUAAAAUUUUUGCAAAAACAAAAUCACAAAGAAAUUAUUAGAGUUACUCAUUUAAAAACUAAUCAAAGUAUUAUUCAAUGGAUAGAGAAAUAAUUAUGAAAAUAGAAUCCCAACUUUUAAGAAUGCUUUCCUUAUAUGCAUGUACUUCCUACCGUUAAUGCCUUAGGGAGAAAGAUUGUUAAAAAGAGAAAGAAGAAAAAAAAGAGAAAGAAAUUCAGCUUUUCUGUACGUGAUAUUAAAAUUUUUAUAGGCAGCUUCAAUCAAUGAUAGAUGAUUCUUGAAAAAAUAAUCUUUGAAAUUUUAUUUUUUUGAUGGGUGAUUCUUUUUUAAAUUGAAAAGUACUACUUUCCUAGUAGAAUUAGUUUGAUGAUUAGAACAUUUAUUUAAAUAUAUGGAGAAGUUAAAUAAUAUUUCACACAUGUAAGUAUUUAAAUAUAUGGAGAAGUAAAUAAUAUUCACACAUGUAAAGGCCUGAAUAUAUAAAAUGACAGAAGAGACUAUCUUGUUAUUUACUCAUAAAUGACAAUAUAAACAUAACUGAAAUAUUUAAAAAUAUAGAUAAAAAUUAUACUGAAAGGUGGUGUAGAUUGAUUAACUAAAUAUAUGCUUGAAAUUCAGGGACACAGACUUAUAAAGAAAUUUAAAGAAUAGACAAAUAAAAAUAGUUCUGAGAUGGAGCUAGGACCAUUUACUGAAAGUGUGAGAUGGUUUAAAGUUAUAGUAAUUUUCUAAAAAUUUUUUGGGUGAUUUUUAGAACCCAUUUCUAAUAAAUAUAGCUUUUUCAUCAGUUUUCUAAAGUUAUCUCUUACAAUUUUGGUGGAAAUAGGAUGAAGCAUCACAUCAUAUUUUAGAAGCUCCCCUGCCCCACUAGACAGAACAGGACAAUUGUAAAUGUCUUAAAUGAGUUGUGUUAAAAUCACAAAUGAUCUUACUAAAAUUUUUUGUGUGUGAUUUAAAUUGAUAAAAUAUACUUGAAACCUGAAAAAUGUUACUAUUAGUAUUGUUUGAUUGUUUAAUAGGUUAACUGAGAUUUAAUUGGGGGGGGUCCUUUUAAAAUCCUUCACCAAAGCAUUUAAAUUAUACUUACAGGCUGGUUGACUUUCUAUGCAUGUGUACUCUAUUAUUGUGUCAGAUUGACCAGUGGUCUUGGCUGUUCAAAGGUCAGUGGUCACAGUUGUCCUGAAUUACUAGUUCUUUUUUCCUGUGGACCCUCUGCUGUGUUGCAUGCUGUAAUCUUCUUAAUGGCUUCAUUCCAAUAUUCACACAUAAUAUUUUAGAUUUAUUGACUGUUAGAAAUACUACCAUGCCAGUAGCAGUUCCGCUACUCUUAAGGUAUUUAAAAUUGGAAAAAUAAAUCAGGGCAAAGCUUUCAGGAUUCCUUUGUUUUCGUUAAGGGAGGGGGAAAACCUCUUUUCCUGUCUUCUGACAAGAACACUUGUUUUUUGAUUUCAUCAUUUCACUAUAGAUUUGGAUCAUUAAAAGAAAAAAAAACAUAUUUUAUUGGGAGUGAUUUUAAUGAUAUUGAUUAUUACAUGGAAUAACUUUUAAAGGCAGUAGAUCCAAUAAAAUAUACUCUUGUAGUUUUUGUCUAUUAAUAUAUUGUGACUUUAUUUUUUAGUGGCUGUGCCAAAUAGACACCUUCAAACAUCUGUAGUAUAGUUUGAAUGUUUUGAAAUAAAAAAAAGUAAAUGUUAGGACUCAGUUACAGCAUCAAUCACAGUUAGUGUUAUUGUAGUAUGUUUAUAAGGGUGAGAAAAAGAACCAAUUGAAUUAAAUAUAACAUUUGAAAUCUCAAAUGACUUGAUUUUAAUUUAUGAAAAUGCAGUAUUAAAACCUCCUAUUCCAAAUCUAUAUAGAAUUUAGUUUUAAUUGCAUAAUAAUUUAAAAUAUAUUUCUGAGAUAUUCCUGCUCAUUUUAAUUUUUAUCAUUAACGUUUUAAAAAAGCAAUUUGGAGGUUGUUACUAUUUCAAAUAUAAAUAGAAUUACUCUCUUACUAGGAAUUAAGCUAAUAAUUAGAAUUAUAAUAUUUAGGAAUUCUCUCAUAUGAAUAUUAAACAAUUGUAAAUUCCUAUAGAUGAAAGCACAUUAGAAUUGACAUCUGAAAAGGUUACAUGUAUUAGAAUAUUCAUUACAACAGGCAAGUUUUUUUUUACCUGUAUUGCUUAACGGUCUCUAAUAAUUUAAACUUAUUAGAUUGUAAGAAUAGUAAUAAUAUUGAUAGGUCAAUAUGCUAUUCCUAUUUUAGAUAAGAAAAUCAAGGCACAGAAAGUAUACUGUUAAUGGUAUAUCUAUAGAUUCAGUUCAUAGAGGUUGAUCCUCAGGCCUGUGCCCGAAACAGUAGACCAUGGUCCCUUUCAUAUAAAUGUGAUAUACAAUGUAAUGAAUAACUCAUUUAAAAUAUAUUAUAGAAGCUUACUUGCCACUUAAACUUGUUAAAGAAAUAUCAGUUUGAUCCAUUUGAUUUAAAUUAGGAUUUUCAGCACUAUUUUUAAAACUUCAUUUUCAUCUUAAAUAUAAUACUAUUGGAAAAUGAUUUUCUGUUUUCUACUAUGAGGGUGUAUAGAAAAUAUGGUACACUUAAGAGUUAUUGUACAAGUCACUGUAGACCACUGUAUGUUACAGGAUAGCUAUAUUUUGUAUGAAGCAUAUUUAAUUACUAAAACGUUGAAAAGACCUUAUUAUAAUGAUGCUAUCUAAAAUAUCAUACAUAUUAUGGUGAAGCUUUCAGGAAUCAUAAGAAGGAGUGCAUUAAGUGGUUUUAUUGUGAUAAAAAAAGGAAAGACACAAAUUGCUCUGAAUCACCAAAAAUCAUUAAGAGCAUGUAAGAACUGGAGAAAACCUCUAAAAUUCUGAUAUCAAAUAUUUGAAUAUCUACAUUCAAGUGAAUUUAUUAAUUUGGGGAUAAGUUUGAGAGAAUUAGUUUUUUCAGGGAAUUCUAAAAUAAACUUUUCAAAAAAUAUUAAGUUAUGUAAGCAAAUUAAACUCUUAGAACCACACAGAUUGUCAAUGGAUAUGUUUAAUUCAUUGAAUAUUUCCUGUAAUCUAACAUGAAGGUUUAACAUGUUAAAUUGUCAUAAUAUAUGUUAUAAAGAAAAAAAAGGGCCCCAGAGAAUAUUAUAUUAGUUCCAGGUUUGCCACAGUUCUGCUGUAAUCUUUAUUGUGUUUAAUGGUAAAUGAAGUCCCUAACAAAUUUCUAGGGUGGUCAGGUUAGAAAGAUUCAUUCAGCUUCUAGAGUAACUUGGAGAACAUUUUAUUACUUCAGGAGACAAAUAUUGCUUUCAGUUUGCCCUUGGAAAAGUAUAGUCAUGCUUUUUCUCCUCUCAGUCUUCAAUUGUUAGAACUCAGGCAUCUAGGUGUACCUUGCCUCCACCACACAGCCUUGGUACUGUGCUUUGUAAAUAGGCAUUCAAUAAGUGAUUGCUGAAAGGAAAUAUAAUUACACUUCUUUUAUCUUUUGUAAUAGAAACUUGCUUUUAAAGUCUGUUUACAGUUACCUCCUAGAACAUUUUAUAAGGAUAUUUCCAUUUGACUUUAAUAAGAAUAAUGAAAAUGAGAAACCUGGACGUAUAUAUAAAGUAUACUUUUUGACUAUGAGCAUAACCUUUUAUUUCCUGUAUUUAGAAAAAGAGACCAUGUUGUGAUGGCAAUCAUUGUGCUUCUGCAUACCCAGCUGAAUGUCUGUGGAAACUCAGCUAUUCUUUUAAAUAGUUAUUAUCAGAGAUAUAAUUAUUUACAAAGUAGUUUUUUUGUUUGUAGGUAAACUAUUAUAGAUUUUGCUGUUCUCCCAACUGUUUUCUUGGUGUAUAUUUUGAAAAUAUAAACCUUAAAUGUUAGAACAAAGAAAACAAAAGCAAAACCCGAAAACCUUAACUGUGCUUGUAAACAUUUAAAAUAUUUUUGUUAGUUUCUCUCAAUUGAGUAAGAGAACCUGGCUUUCCCACAGCAAUGAUCCAGGCUUUGGUAAUACCCCCCUUUAUGUCUCUGUACUUCUGCCAUUCUAAAGUUGAUUUAUUGUUUGUUACUUUUAGUGAUUUUAAGUGCUCAAUGAAGUUCCUUGGCUUUCUCAUGGCUUUUCAUUUCCAACUAAAUUACCUAGCCUUUCUUUUAAUGUCUUCCUCCCAUGCUUCUUUCUCUUGUUACUGCAGAUAUUUUUUUUUUCUAAAAAAGGUAAACCUUGAUUUUGGCUGUUAAAAUUAUUUGCAAUUUAUUUCUGGUCCUUUAAAUUCUUGAUUUUUCCAUAUCCAAGCAACUUUUUGUGUGUAAUAUUGUGAGCACUGUCACAAUAGCAGUUCCCAAACCUUGCCGAUAUCAUAAUGACCUGGUGACCUUUUAAAUGAAUUAUGUUUCUGAGCACCAUCACAGAUACUUUGAUUGAGUCAACUGGAGGAAUAAAUGUAGAAUUGUGCAUGGAACAGAUUGUUAGAUUUGUUCAUUUAUUCAUUCAACAGGUAUUUAUCAAGUAUCUACUAUGUACACGCAUUGUGCUAAGAACUGGGUAUAUAGUGGUGAACAAGCAAACAUAUACCCUGAUUUCAUAGAGUUUAUGGUGUGUUAACACUCAUCUAGUAUUACAAAUAGAGACAAAUGUUAUAAAAGAACAGGGUGCAGUUGGAGAGAAUUACAGUGGUAUCCUAAUUUAGAUUAAGGGUGAGAUAGGUAGAGGCUGGACCUGUUGUAGCUCAGUGGCACGGGAAAAAAACCAUGUGUGUCUCUGUGGUGCAGCAAGGCAUUAUCUUAUGUGGUAGUGCAUAAAUUCUCGGGGGCUCAAGUGUUCUUCUCCAGCUUAAUAGUAAAGGUUGCAAGCCUGAGGUUUCAUUUUUCUUAUGACGUGGCAGGAACCUGAUGCUGUGCCAGUUGCACUGAGGAUGGGAUUUCAGGUGCACCAGUAUGAGAAAGUAUGGAAGCAGUUAGGAGCUUGGUCUAUAUUCUUAUUUCAUAUCUCUCAUAUAUCCUUUAUACUGUUUGUUUAUUAUCCUUUAUACUGUUUAUUAUCCUUUAUACUGUUUGGUAUAUUUAUUAGGGUACAAGCUAAGCUGCUAUAACAGAAAUACCUGAAUACUCAUUCUUAGAUCAAAAUAGAAAUGUAUUUCUCUAUUGUAUAACAAUUAAGAGGUAAGUUUUCCAAAGAUGUGGAACAACUCUGCCAUCCUCAAUACAUAGCAUCCAACUCUAGGUUUAAGGUAUGCUCUUUGUCUACCUUGCCGUAGAGUAAAGAGGAGAAUCCACAGAGGGGUAUUCAUAUCCCUUUUAGGGACAGCCUGAAAAUGUCAUGUUCCUCAACUCACAUUCCGUUUGUCUGAACCCAGCCAUACGGAUACAGCAAGUUCCAAGGGAUGUUGGAAACUAGCUGAGUUAACCUAGUUUUGUUAAAUAUGCACCAGUCCAAACUUAAGAUUUCCAUUAGCAAAGAAAGGGAGAAUAGAUGUUGGUGGACUUAAAGCCAUCUCUGCUGUAAGUAAACUGAUAAGAAAAUAAUUUUAGCCAAACUGAGAUGCCAUUUUUACUAGUCCGCACUCUCAGAUCAGCCUUUUGUGGUCCAGCCAAGCUCAGUGUAUCAGGAACAUCUUUCUGCAGAAUUGGCCUCAAUGAUGAUGAGUAUGAGUAAGCCAGAUGGGAGGAGGAAGAAGAGGGAGAGGAGAGAUAACAUAUAUAAAGGUUUUCCUGUGGGGAAGAGGUUGGUUAAUUCAAGACCUAUAUAGCUGUAGUGAAAUAAACAAAAGAAUUAUGCAAAAUGAGAUAGUAGAGAUAGGCAGGGGCGAUCAUAAAAGAUGUGUAGUUCUUGUUAAAGACCUUUGGAUUUUAUUGGAAAUUCAUUGUAUACUUGUAGAUGAUGCCAUAUUCGUUAGGAUUUGACAGGUACUUUAAACAUACAAUGAAACAAUGUAAUGAUAUGCUCUGUAGGUAAGUAUAUCAUAUGCUUUUCAUUUAAUAAAUGUUAAAGGUUACUGUUUUAAUCUUCGAAUAGAGACUUGUUAGAAAAUUAUUAAGAGAGAAGUGUUAAUUUUGCUUCUUAAUAAACUGAACUUUAGAAAGGUUAAAAAAGUGUAGGGAUUUAAUAUCUAAUUCAUGUGAUAACUAUAACAUGAUUCAAGGGAGAAUAAAAGUUUUCAACUUUAUAACUUUGUUCUACAGAUGAUUAUUUGACACUUUAACUUUUCUAAAUGUAUGUAGUUUUUAGAGAGCAGUUUAGUUAUAUGAAAGGAAAUAUUUAAAAAUAUCUUAGGAGUGUUUUAGGUUGUGUAGAUUAUCUAAAUAUUAUUUUGGAACACUUAUUUUUAUCUUCUCUUCUUUACCCUGAUGCUUCUCUUUGUGAUCAUUAAAAGUAAAAUAAAAAUUUCUAGGUAUAGCAGUUAAUAUAUUUUUACUGCAAAAGCAUAUCUAGAAAUCACAUCUAAAAGUUAAGUAAAAGAAAAAAUCUGUUACUUCUCAGAAAAACUCAACCCCCUUUUAUGCUCUGCCUUCCUGGCUUACUGUCCUUUGGUAUAAUUACUUCAUUACUUAGACUGAGUGCACAUGGCUUGCACUCUUUUAACAUGUACCUAUUUGCUGUGUUUACUUAUGUAAUUCUGUCCUUUUAUUCAUAGUCACUUUAGUGCUAAGAGGGUAAAAGUGGGGAAUUGGUGGUAAUAUUAUUCAUGCUGCAGUGAAUUCCCAGCGUGCUAAAAUCCAGGUUAUAAUUCUUCCCAUGGAUGGCUGCUUGGAGGUCUGAAUUCUCACUGAAAGGAAUUUAAAACAUUUGAUAAGAGCAAUGAAAUGAUGCUUAUUUCUGAAUUUUCUUUUCAUUGUUUAACUUUUCGUUUGUGAUCUAUCCUAAUACUAAAUUAGACUAAAAAAUGUAUUUACAGAGUGUAAAAUCUCUAAAGACAAUACAAUAAAAUGUCCUUUGUGAAGUAAUUCUUAGCCAUUGGAGGUUGAGGCUAGCUUGCUUUCUUAAGAAUAAAAAGAGAAAACAAUUGAUACUUUUUCAGUAUUAAUAGGAUUAUGUGAUAAUAGCCAUAUGACUAAGGCUCCAAAUGCUUUUCUGAAUUCAGAGUUAUGUGUGAGUAUAAGCCUUAGGAUUUCAUGGGAAGAGAUAUAUUUAUUUCAUAACUAAAGUUAGAAGUUUGGAAAUUAAAGCAGAAAAUGCUCUUUCCUAGACCAGGUAUUAAAAAGUACAGGACAGACCCCAUCAUUUUUAUAGAUAAAAACUGCUAAAAGCUAAUUAGCACUGCAAAGGGCAUUGGUAACUGGUGAUAAUUUACUCCAGUGAUGUAAAGACCAGAAACACAGCCAGGUUGAUGCAAUGAUUUUAUAUUAUAUUAAUAUCCUUAUAUCUAAAACUGAUUUUUAAAAAACAAUUGUUUUCUUACAGACUAUUUUUGAGCAUUCAUUUGCCCAUGUAGAAACACUUAGCUGCCCUUCUGGUCUCUGAAAAACAGGAACAACUUCAGAUGUACUGACAAUUGAAGCCCACUAGAGUAGGUCAAGGAAAAAUUAUUUUUAUGUAAUUUGUAAAAGUUGAAAUAAUGUAGAAAGAGGCAAAGGAGAAAUAUAACUAUAUUUCUUGCCAGGCAAUUUUAGUUUAAAAUCUGUAUGAAAUUAGAUAGUAUACUCAUGUAGAAUAACAUUGUCCAAAAUAAAAUGUGAGCCACAUGUAUGAUUGUGUUUUCUUGUAGCCACAUUAAAUCAUAAAAGAAAUAGGUGAAAUUAAUGUUAACGAUAUAUUUUAUUUAACCCUAUACCUAAAUAUUAUUGCUUCCAAAUAUAAUCAAUAUGAACAUUAUUGAGUUUUUUUUGUACUGAGUCUUCUAAAUACAGUGUCUGUUUACUCUUACGGCAAAUCUCAGUUGAGACAAGUCAAAUAUCAAGUGUGUAUAUGACUGAUAGCUACCUUAUUGGCCAGCAUAGUUCUAGAACAGGUACAUUCUUUUCCUAUUUUCUACACAUCCACAGGGAUCUCAGGAGCUAUCAUUGACUAGUUUUGGAAGUGAAGGCUGCAUAUUUAUGAUUUGGUUUGGAAUGGCUUGUGGCAUUGUGUUUAAUACUCCCUUAUAACUCAGGCAACAAUUAUGCAGUCAAGGAUCUGGUAUAAUAAAGGCUGAGGAAUGGCUUGACUUGCCUGUAUUCUUAGUGAGCAUAUGUGUUGUGAUUGUCCAGAGAACAUUGUGUUCUUGAUUUGUGGAGAACUGAGUUGUGAAUUUCAUGUUUUAUUUUUAAAAAUACACAUUAAGGAAUUUUCUUUUGCAGAGAUGUAAGGUGCAUUUUAAUUUUUUUUUAUUUUCUAAAGUAAAAAUCUUUUAAAAAAACUAUUUAUAUAUAAUAAUACUUUAAAAAGACUGGAAUCAUAUUCCUUACAUCGUAAUCUUUUUUGGGGGUGGAGGUAGUAAUUAAAUACGUAUAUUGAUAUGCACUCCCAUUGCUAUUGAAGGCAUUUGAAACUUAAAAGUAGCAUUAGAAGUUUCAGAAUAAAGGACAUUAAUUUAGAUUUAUUUUUGUAAUUAUUAUUGUUUGAAUAUGUGGGUUACCAAAAAAUAUGCAUUUAUUGAGAUUAGAUUUUAAUAAUAAAAAUCCCUCUUAAAUGAAUCCUGAUUUAUGCACUUUGUGGGCUAAAUGAAUUAGGCUCUCAAUUUUUAUCUGAAUCUAUGGAGCUUGGAUAUAAAUUGAAAAGAUCACAGCUAUGGGGAGAAGACCUACACUGCAAAGGCCUUUCUGCAUAGAUUAUGAACAUAACUCAAUAAUUUUUUCGAAACUGUGGUUAUAAUUGGACCCAAUGGGGGUCUGUUUCUUUGAUCAGAUCACAGUAACUGUGACUUUACACUGGAAAAUGUCACUAUUGUGAAGUUUUAUCACCUGUAGAGCUGGUCUUUCCUCUGAUGCUGUGUUCAUUUCUCAUUAGCAUUAUUCAAAGUUUAGUUGUUAAUUAGGUUGACAGUUCAAUUACAAUCAUAUACAAGCAAAGUCAGGGCUACUUGCAUAAAGAAAUAAAAAUAACCCUUCUUGCAUAGAUAUAUGUGUGCAUGUGUAUUUGUGUAUAUGUGUGCAUGUGUUGUGUGUGUGUAUAUGUGUGCAUGUGUAUGUAUGUGUGUAUAUGUUUGCAUAUAUAUGUAUGCACAUAUAUACCUAAAAAGGAGAAAUGACUAUUUUGUUAUAUGAUAGUUUCAUAAGGGUAAGAAUAUGCUCUGUUAAGUGAGCAUUCUUUCCAAAAUUUGUCGUACCAGUUUUUUUUCUAAAUAAAACAGAAUUGUUACACAACUUAAUAUGUUUCCAUUUUAAGCAUUGAUGAAUAUAUAUGAGAACCAAUAUUUUUAAGUGAACAGAAUAUAGUUUUCUAUUUUGUGUGAAAGGAAUUGGUACAGUGAAUUGGAUGCAUAGGAGCAUUUUAUAUCUCCUCCUCCUUAAAAAAUAAGAGUUUACAUCAGGAGUAUGAUCUCACUUAAAAUUCUGUUCAUAAAUAAUAUGCAUUUUCUAAAAUACAUAGCACUUAAAAGAUAGAAAAAUGUAUGAAAAAUUAAAACAAACUUAAAUAUCUUUUAAAAUUAUGCACAUUUUUAGGUAAGUUUUUCUUUGAUUUGAAACAUUAGUGUUUUAAUCUGAUUACCGGUUCAUGAGGCAAUGAUACUGAAUUCAAACCCACCAUGUGGUAGUGGAAAAAACUGGACAGAACUAGGUUUAGAUCCCAGCUUUGCCACUUAUUGGCUACAUAGUAAGGGCAAAUGAAUUCACAUCUUUGUUCCUCUAUUUCUUCAUUCAUAAAUGGGAAUAUGAAUGCUUUUCUUAGAAGACUGUGGUGAAGAUUAAAUGACACAAUGUAUAACAUUUGCAUAAAAUUCUCCACUCAUGGUAUAAUUUCAAUAACUUUAUCUCUUCUCCCCUCUUCUUUAUCUCAUAAUGACAAAAACUAUUCAACAAAUGACUGGAAAAUUAUAUAUGCAAAUGAGACUUCCAAAAAUAAAAUUAAAUGGUCUCGGCCUUGAAAAAUAAACUGAAGAAGCAGUCUACAGCUACGGGUGAUGGAGUAGCUAGGGCCUUUCUUAGAGCACAGGCUGCUUUGUUUGGAUCCUACAGAGAUGCACUGAGAUACAAACCUGGUGAGCCCAUCACUUUCUGUGAGGAGAGUUUUGUAAAGCACCGCUCAAGCGUGAUGAAACAGUUCCUGGAAACUGCCAUUAACCUCCAGCUUUUUAAGCAGUUUAUCGAUGGUCGACUGGCAAAACUAAAUGCAGGAAGGGGUUUCUCUGAUGUAUUUGAAGAAGAGAUCACUUCAGGUGGCUUUUGUGGAGGGAACCCGAGGUCAUAUCAACAAUGGGUGCAUACAGUCAAGAAAGGAGGUGCACUGUUCAACACAGCAAUGACCAAAGCAACCCCUGCUGUACGGACAGCAUAUAAAUUUGCAAAAAAUCAUGCAAAGCUGGGACUAAAGGAAGUGAAGAGUAAACUAAAACACAAGGAAAAUGAAGAAGAUUAUGGGACCUGUUCUAGUUCUGUACAAUAUACACCAGUUUACAAAUUACACAAUGAAAAGGGAGGAAACUCAGAAAAGCGUAAGCUUGCUCAGGCACGCUUAAAAAGGCCUCUUAAGAGCCUUGAUGGUGCUCUAUAUGAUGAUGAAGAUGAUGAUGACAUUGAAAGAGCAAGCAAGUUAUCUUCUGAAGAUGGUGAAGAAGCUUCUGCUUAUCUCUAUGAGAGUGAUGACUCUGUUGAAACAAGAGUGAAGACUCCUUACUCAGGUGAAAUGGACUUACUAGGAGAGAUUCUUGAUACAUUGAGCACACACAGCUCAGAUCAGGGGAAGCUGGCAGCUGCAAAGAGCUUGGAUUUCUUUAGAUCAAUGGAUGACAUUGAUUACAAACCUACGAAUAAAUCUAAUGCUCCUAGUGAGAAUAACCUGGCUUUCCUCUGUGGUGGUUCUGGUGACCAAGCAGAGUGGAAUCUUGGGCAAGACGAUAGUGCCCUCCAUGGCAAACACCUCCCUCCAUCUCCUAGGAAGCGGGUUUCCUCUAGUGGUUUGACAGAUUCUCUGUUUAUCCUGAAAGAGGAAAACAGUAACAAGCACCUCGGUGCUGACAAUGUGAGUGACCCUACUUCAGGACUGGAUUUCCAACUCACUUCCCCUGAAGUUUCCCAGACUGAUAAAGGAAAAACAGAAAAGAGGGAAACACUAAGCCAGAUUUCAGAUGAUCUGCUUAUACCCGGUCUUGGGCGGCAUUCAUCGACUUUUGUUCCUUGGGAGAAAGAAGGGAAAGAAGCCAAAGAGACUUCAGAAGAUAUUGGACUGCUCCAUGAAGUAGUGUCAUUAUGUCAUAUGACAUCUGACUUCCAACAAAGCUUGAACAUUUCAGACAAAAACACAAAUGGAAACCAAACUUAAAUCUUGCAUCCAAGCUUCUAUGGAGACAUUUUGAGAUUCAAUGCAAUCUGUAUAAUAAACAGAAUUAUUUGUAGGAAUGGCAACUCAUACUAUUUAAAUUUUUUUUUGCAUUUGCAACAUUUUUCUCACUUGUUCAUUUCGAGGAUAUAUGAAAUGCAUUGAUUUUUAAAUAUAAAGCGAAUUCUACUGUGCUUUUAAAUCAGGUACUAGUGUGUAUGUAUGUUUAAAGUAUGUAUUGACCAUGAGAUUUCCCAGUGUUUGGUGCUUAAUGCCGUUUAUUUUAUUUAAGCUAAGAAUGCAUAUGUAACCCAUGCACAUAACCAGUAGCUACUAUACUAAUCUGGUUGAGCAUGAACUGAUCAAGAUAUCAAAACUUAUCAAAACUAGCCUGAAGCUGAUGAAACUGUUAACCCACUAAUUGCCUUAAUCUUAAAGCUGUUUUUUAAGCAUACUUAAAUAAUGUAUGAAAGUAUGUAUAAAGUUUGAAGGAUAAGUUAUUAGUGUUCUGCAGAGCAAUAAUGCCUUUUUCUAUUCAUCAAAUCAAGGUCAAAAUUCAUCUUUUCAAGAUUAAAAAGCUCUCUUAAUGGAAAUAUUUAAUUUGCUUAUAUAAAGCACUAUAGCCAUGUUUUCCAAAAAGUAUAAAAAUAUACACUUACCUUUCAUUCAGUGAAAUAUAGGAAGUGCUGAAUUACAAUGUGAAGUUAAUGACUUCUGUUUACAAAUGAGACACUCUAACGAGUUUUCAGUCUCUCUGUAUGCCUUUGCUAUUUAGGGGUCCACCCCAAGAAAGCCAAAUACAACAUAAACCGUCCUGACAAAAAAAAAAAAAAAAAUCUUUUUUUAACUAAUAAUUCUCUAUCAAAAUGCUUCAUAUCAUCAUCUCAAAUUUACUUUUUAAAAUAAUUGACUUUGUAUUUUAGAAGUUUUAGAUUUACAGAAAAAUUGCAAAGAUAGUACAGAGAGUUCCCAUCUACCCCUGUUACUAACAUCUUACGUUACUAUGGUACAUCUGCCCCAAUUAGUGAACCAAUAUUGAUAUUCCAUACUUUAUUCAGAUUUUCUUAGUUUUCUCCUAAUAUCCAUUUUCCACAUCAAGAUCCUAUUCAGAAUACCACACUAUAUUGAGUUGGAAUGUCUCCUUAGGCUCCUCUUGCCUGUGACAGUUUCUUAGACUUUCCUUAUUUUUGAUGACAUUGACAGCUUUGAAGAGUACUGUCAGAUAAAUUGUAGCAUGCUCCUCUCUUGGAGUUUGUUGGGUAUUUUUUUCAUGAUUAGACUGGGAUUGUGGGUUUUGAGGAGAUGAUCACAGAAGUAAAGUGCCAUUUUCAUCAGGUCAUAUCAAGGGUACGUACUGUCAACAUGAUUUGUGAAUGCUGACAGGGACCUUGAUAACCUGGCUGAGGUAGCGUUUGUCACUCUAAAGUUCUUCCUGCCCUUUCCAUGCUGUCAUUUUUGGAAGGAAGUCACUACAUGCAGGAGUGAGGAGUCAUAAUUCCCCUUCUUUAGGGCAGAGAAGUAUCUACAUAAAUAACUGGGAAUUCUGUAUAGAAAAUUUGUUUCUUCUUUCUCAAAUUCACUGUUGAGCUUUGGAAUUCAUCUGAGAAGGAAUCAUGUACUAAUUACUUCAUGAUAGACUAGAUUACCAGGCACAAUCAGGGAAAAAAGCAGUGAUAGUAUGGUUAAAUUGUUAUUAGCAUUUUCAGUAUAUCCACUUUAUACAUCCCCAAUCAUGAUUUUUUUUACAUUUCUUUUUAGAAAAGAUGUUCAAGAAAUCAUUAAAGAACCCCAAUAAGACUAUAUUCUAAAUAUUUAUUGAAAGAAUAUAAUUUCAGCUAAAAUCCUAGAAGAGGGUUUGAAAUAAUUUAAAGAAAAUGACCAAGUUUUUUUAAAACCUACGUUUCAAAAUCUAAAUGGAUAUGUGUUAUUUGGGACACUUAUUCAUUAUGAUUAUAUAAGAAGACAAUUCUUGUUUCCCUUAUAAGUAUGGACUGUAUACAUUAAGGAAAACAAUGUUUAAUCCUUAUUUUUUAAUACAGAAGUCUCAAGGUUCUUGUCAAAUUUUGCCUUUAUAAGCUUAUUACAAAAUUACAACUUACUUUACUGAAGUUUAUAAUGGAAGAAGUCCAUAUAGCAAAAGAGCUGUUUUAAAUCAGAAGGAAAAAAGGUUACUCUGGUUGUUAAUCUGCUUGGCAAAUAUUCCUUCAUAAUUUGUGAAAAGAAUGCAAAUCAGCAUUUUAAUAUGAAUUUUGAAAUGAGGUAUGGUUUUUUGUUUGUUUUUUUCAGAACUCAGUCUGAAAAACAACUGUGAGUGUAGCAUGGGUCAAAUUUGGUUUUUAGUCCAUUUGCUUUAUCAACAUCACGGCUUCAGAAAUCCAAAUUUUGUUCUACUUUUCAGCCACCUUUCAAGGUGUUUGGUUAUAAUACUGUGUUGCUUUGAGGAUAUUUAGCCACUCAUAAAUAAUUGUCUCAAGGUAUUUAAAAGUGAUUUGUGCCUUAUUUUAAUGCAAAAUUAGCAGUUUUAUUCUAUUUUAAAAACAAAGGCAGAAAAACAAUUCUGCAUGUUAUUCUUUAAAAACAUCCAGAAUAAUACUACCAAGUAUUUGUAUUUCAAACCAGUAAAAUUUUGAAUAUUCAAAGUCUGCUCUUAAACUUAGACUUCCUAGUAUUAUGGUGGUUAUAGUGAGAAUGAAAUUAAACUGGGUGAGUUCCGAAAUAAAGGAAAGUGUUAUAUUCUACAGUGCCCAUAUUUUCUAUGGUAACUAAAUCAAAUAUUUGUAAGUUCCUCUGCUUUUUGAAAUUAUUUUUCAAAGAAGCAACACCUGUUAUACAACAGAAUUGUAUAAACUAAAAAGACUUUUGGCCUUGGUACAUAGUCUUUAUCUGGCCUGCAAUGGAGUCAUGGUUCUUUCUGAAUCCCACUCUCACUUUUUUCUUUUUACCCUUAGAUAUUGCAUCCGUGGUAUUUCAGGGGUAUAGAGAAAUAAUAUUGGAAUUUAGGAGCUAUUUUUUUAAGUGAAAAUAUUACUAAGUGGUAUCUUUUGAUGAUUACCUACUUUAAUGUGUCUUAGAAAAGCACCAAAACAUAGCAUGAUUAUUUUUUCAGUUAAUUAAAAUUAGUUAAUAACAUGUUCAUUUAAAAACUAUUCAUUGACUUUUUGUACCAGUCAUAUGCAGGGUACAGUAACUGAGGAUAUGGGAAAUAAAAUAACUGACAUAGUCCCUGCUCUGAAGGAACAAAGGAAAAGGAAUUGCAAAUUUUUAUUAAAAUAAUAAUAAUAAUAAUAAUAAUAAUAAUAAUAAUAAUAAUAAUGUGUUUUGCCUGGAAGUUAUUAGCUGAGAUUCUAACACACAAAAAGUUCAAAAAAAAAGAACAAAAACUGGCUGCUUAAUUUAAAGCAUGCUCUAAGUAUGAACCAUAGUAUCAUUUCUAAUUUCAUUAACUUUCUCAAUUAUUAUGCUAAGUAUAUUAUGCUGCUAAGAUACCCACAUUUAAGGGGCAGAUUUAGAGACUCUUUUAGAAACUGAGUGUCUUUAUCUUAUUAUCAGAUAACCAGGCUGCACAGGGCUCUCUAUAAUGGAAUGAUGCUCCUUUUCAAUACUUAGAGCCACUGUACUCAGUUUAGGAGUAACUGAAGGUGUGGAUGCAUGUUAAUGGGAAUCCAAUUUUUACUAUUUUUAUAUGAAUAACAGCGUUCUGUAGAAACAGUCUCUCCCUUCUAAAUAAAAACUAUGUGACUGCUGUUACUAGUGCUAUUCUAUGCGAAUAUCCUAAUAAUAGGAUUCAGGAAUUCUAAUGAAUUGUUUCUUAAUUAAGGUGAACAAGUAGACUCCUGAUCAAGAGGAGAACACUGUGAAUGUCUCAUAAUCAAUAGACCUUCAUUCUCUUGUAGAAAAUGUGGAUUUUCAGGAAAAGACUGAUUAUUUUCAUGAAUAAAUUUUCUUAUACAAAUUCCAUUUUGUUUGACAUAAAAGACCCUGAAUCUUAAGAUAUUUGUAAAUCAGAAUAUUUAAGAAUGUAAAAUGAAUCCCCAAAUCUAGUUUCCUCCAAAGCACUUCUUAAUGUAGGAAAUAGUUUUUACAAACCCUAUGUCAGUACUAAUGUUCCUGGGUCAAACCCAGUAAUAUUGUUAGUGUAUGUUGUUACACCUUAUUUAAGAGGCAGAGUGGUUUUGAGCAAGUCAGUUAACGUGAUUUGAUGAAGAAAUAAGGAAUUAUAUACAUUUAGACAGAAGAAUAUUUUAUUUUGAAAAUAGGAUUUCGUGCAAUAAUUUUUCUUGCAUAACUUAGUUCAUAUAAAUAUGUACAUCUGUUUUUCUGGCAGAUGCCUUAAGGUCAUGUUUUUCAGUAUUUGAGUAAAUCUGUAUGUAGCAAUGUUCUCAUUGAUUUCAGAAAAAAAUAUAUUCUUUAUAUUGUUGCCAGGAGAAAUGUUUUUGUUUAUUUAAAAUUAUUAUGGAUAUUGUGUUGUUGUAUCAUAACUAACUGCCUCAGCAACAAUAAAUAUGCAAUAAGAAAAUCCUGUACCUUAGAUUAGAUUGACAAUACUGUUACUUUAAAAGAAAUAUAUACGGUACAAAUUGCUGAUUCUACAUGUGUACAUUUAACAGAUACUCAGUUCUGCACCACCUAAAUCAAAAUGGCAUUUGUAUGCUGAUGAUUACAUAUGUGGAUUGUAGUAUCCUUUGUGAUGAAUCUUUGAUAAGAUUUAUAAAGGGCAUUGCCAAUACUUUUUGACUGUGUAAAUUAAUUUUUUGUAUGAUGUACAGUUUGUUUAAUCUUAGAGCUUCUAUAGAUUUCUACUUUAUUAUACUUGAAUGAGGCAGAAAAGCACUGUGGAAAAUCUGUAGCUCUGGAUGCAACAUGCAGACAUACCAAAAAAAUAAUAAUAAAGCAAGGUACUGAAGAGCAAUGUUAACAGAAUGCUUUAUAUCCAGAAUGCUAUGUUUUUUUCAAGCCACAUUUUAGUUGAAUGAAGUAAAGUUAUUCAAUCUUUUAUUUUAAAAUAUUGGAAAGUCACAAAUGAUUACUUCUUUGAUAUGAUGAACCUAUAAGUCUAUUCAUCUCUGUUAUUUCAUUUCUCAAAUGUGAGCCUUGUUGAGGUCCAUUAUCAAAUCUACACUUUGGUUGAUUAUAUGAUGUUUAGGACAAGGCAGAAUUUAAAACCUGCAUGUUUAGUGCAUCACAUGUCAAGUCACCAUCCUUCUGACAGUGUAACUUCCAUAACGUUAUUUUGAGAGCCAUUUAAUAAUCAUAUUUGAAAAAGUGGAUUUCUUGAGUCUGUUGUAGUUUAGUACUUACAGCAGUGCCUAAAACAGCAACUAAUAUGAACUGCCUGAGUCCUACAACAUAAAUGCAUAAAGCUUUUUUAUGUAAAAGCCACAGGAGGGGUUCAAAAUUGAACUUUUCCAAAGUUUAUUUCUCUUGCGUUAGAUGAAAAACUAUUUAAAAGGACUGAAAACCCUGAGCUUUUUGCUCGUCUUGGUAGCAGAUAUCUGUAAAAACCUACCCAGAAUUGUGAUUUUACUUCAUUGUUCUUGCAUCCUUGAGGCUACAGUAUAAAUCAUCUCCAAACUUGACUACUAUUGGGAAGAUGUGUAUAAAAGCAUCGCUUUGGGAAUUUUUUUAAAAAUAUGCAAAAAUAAAUAUUGAAUAAAAUCUACAUUACCAUAAAACACCCAAAAAUGCAGUUCUAAAAUAAAAUUGGUCACAAUUAAA
This is a messenger RNA of Homo sapiens (human), 18423 nucleotides long. RefSeq names its product DENN domain containing 1B (gene DENND1B). Gene Ontology annotation, molecular function: guanyl-nucleotide exchange factor activity; small GTPase binding. Lineage: Eukaryota; Metazoa; Chordata; Mammalia; Primates; Hominidae. Gene Ontology annotation, cellular component: cytosol; clathrin-coated vesicle. The record is from RefSeq and is a predicted model, not a curated record. Gene Ontology annotation, biological process: regulation of immune response; positive regulation of T-helper 2 cell cytokine production; T cell receptor signaling pathway. Bases 11302 to 12711 code for a protein of 469 amino acids. The transcript is spliced from 11 exons.